AUGAACAAGAAGUGUUAUUCAGUAGAGUCCUGUUACGAACCCAUUGAAGGGAAACAGGAUCAGGUCGGUUUUUGGAUUUCUGGGAGCCUCUUAUUCCAAUUCUCUGUUUCCCAUUUGUUAAAGAUGAAUUCGGAUUAUGUGGUGGCUGUUGAUCCGGUCACCAUUGUGAUCAAGGAAUGCAUUAACCUUUCCACUGCAAUGAGGAAAUACUCCAAGUUUAGAUCCCAGUCGGGAGUAGCUGCACUGCUGAGCAGCAGCGAAAUAUUCACUAAUCAAGAUGAUUCACUAGCGGUUACGUUUAACAAUCUUUCUUCCAAUAAACAUAACGAUCCAUUACUUUCAGGGUUUGUACAAUUGAGAUUGAUGCUUAAUAAUUUACAGAAUUUGGAAGAGAUUGAUUCUUUGACACUGUUGCAGCCUUUUCUCCUAACCAUCAGUACGAGCUCCAUCUCAGGGUAUAUCACUUCUUUGGCACUUGAUUCCCUACAAAAAUUUUUAACGAUGAAUAUCAUCAAUGAGACUUCAAAGAACCAUGUAGCGGCUAUUAGAGAAGCUGUUAAUGCGUUAACACAUUGUAGGUUUGAGAGAUCUGAACAAUUGUCAGAUGAUGCCGUCUUGUUGAAAGUGGUAAUACUUUUACAAGGAGUGACCCAUUCAAGAUACGGUGAACUAAUAUCAGAUUCCAUCAUGUAUGACGUUUUACAGACCGUACUAUCAUUAGCAUGUAAUAAAAAGAGAAGUGAAGUAUUGAGAAGAGCUGCAGAGACCACAAUGGUUUCCAUUACUGCUAGUUUGUUCUAUAAGUUGAAAAAUAUCGAACCGACAGAUUUGACUCAAAAAUAUAUCAAUGAUGAAGGCUAUGCGAAUAGCAUUUUACAAGAAGACUUAAUUGGUACACCCGAUGGUUCACAAGAAGAGGAUUAUACACGAGAUGAGCCAACGACCCUUUCUGGUGGCGAAGAGGUGGCUACGAACACGAGCCAGUUAUUGGAACAAUCUCAAGAAGAGAAAGAUGAGAAGGAUAGUACCCAUGUGAUGGAAUCUCAGAGAUCUGAAUCUAAGGAUUCGAAAUCAUCUGAAGUUCUGGAAGAUAACCACGGAAUACCUGUGAUAAGACACUAUCUGAAUUUAUUGUUGUCAUUGAUUGUACCAGAGAAUCAAGCUAAGCAUACCAAUUCAGUCAGAAUAUUUGGAUUGCAAUUAAUAAAUACUGCUAUCGAAGUGUCAGGUAAUACAUUCCCUCAACACCCAAGAUUGUUUAGUUUAGUGUCUGAUCCCAUUUUCAAACACGUCCUAUUCAUCAUUCAAAAUGGUAGUAAAUUAUCACUAGUUCAGGCCGCUUUACAACUUUUUACCACUCUGGUAAUUAUCUUGGGAGAUCAUUUAAAGGUCCAAAUCGAAUUGACCUUAAACAGAAUCUUUGAUAUUCUUCUGAAUAAUGCUAAUGAAAUAACAAGUGAGGGUAGACCUAGACCAGCUGCUGUUAAGGAAUUACUGAUAGAGCAAAUUUCUUUACUAUGGACUAGAUCUCCAUCAUUUUUCACUAGUACUUUUAUCGAAUUCGAUUGUAAUUUGGAUAGGGCUGACGUUUCAAUAAAUUUCUUAUCAGCAUUAACCAAAUUAGCAUUACCAGAAUCAGCAUUGACUAGUACUGAAAGCGUACCUCCAAUUUGUUUGGAAGGUUUAAUCUCUUUAAUUGAUGAUAUCUAUAGCCGCCUACAGAGGGUGGAUAGAGAAAAAUUUUUACAAGACAAGGGUAAUGUUAGUCGUUUAAAGCAGAAGGAACGCAAGACUGAGUUCAUAAAAUGUGCCAAGAUUUUCAACGAAAAGCCAAAGAAGGGUGUACCAUUAUUGAUUGAGAAAAAAUUCAUAACAUCGGAUUCUGAAGAGGAUAUCGCACAAUUUCUCUUUGAGAAUAAUGGUCGCUUGAAUAAAAGAACAAUUGGCCUAUUUCUGUGCGAUCCAUCACAUACUUCACUUUUGAAACAAUUCAUAGAUUUAUUCGAUUUCAAAGACUUGAGAGUGGAUGAAGCAAUCAGAAUUCUCUUAACCAAGUUUCGUUUACCAGGUGAAUCUCAACAGAUCGAAAGAAUUAUCGAAGCAUUCUCCGCAAGGUAUGUCGAUUCUCAGAAAUAUGAUCCAAGUAAGGCAAACAAUAACAAUGACGACGAGGAUCUCAGUACAAUUCAACCGGACGCAGAUUCCGUUUUUAUCUUAAGUUAUUCAGUGAUCAUGCUGAACACCGAUUUGCACAACCCUCAAGUGAAAGAGCACAUGUCAUUUGACGAUUAUUGUAGUAAUUUGAAAGGUUGCUAUAAUCAACAAAAUUUUCCACAUUGGUAUUUGGAUAGGAUCUAUUGUUCCAUCAGAGAUAAAGAAAUUGUCAUGCCCGAAGAACAUCACGGUAAUGACAGGUGGUUUGAGGAUGCAUGGAAUAAUUUAAUUUCUUCCACCAUGGUAAUGACAGAGAUUCAAGAACAAUGCGAAAGAGACUACGACAAUCUGGGUCUUCAAGAAAUAUCGCAAUUCGAUGGUGCCAUUUUCCAACAUGUGGGUCGUUCUAUAGUAGAUACCUUCUUCAAGAUUUUUGAAGUAGCGUCUGACGAUCACAUUUCCAGUAGAAUGCUCAGUAGUGUCGACAAAUGUGCAUUCAUUGCUUCGUUUUUGGAGAUUGACAACUUGUUUAACGAAAUUCUCUACAAGAUUGCGGUGAUGACGACGUUGUCCGAUGGAACAAACAGGGAUCCUAACGAAAAUGAUGAAAUUCCUCUGGUGGAGAUCACAGUGGAGGACUCGAAUUCUAAGAUUUUGGUGAGCUCAGAUGCUUGCAGAUUAGGGAGAUCUUUCAAAGCUCAAUUAUGUGUGGUGAUUUUCUUCAGAGUGUUUCGUACCAAUAAUUUUUUUACUAAGUUAACUCCUGAAUUGUGGAAUAAAAUUGUAAAAAUACUAUUACUUCUUUUUGAAGACUUGAUGAUAAGCCCUGAUAUUUUCCCUGAUUUGCAACAACGUUUAAAACUCGGAAAUCUUCCUAGACCAGCACCCGAAGUGUCUCUCAAAAAAGCAAAGGAAAGUAGAGGCAUUUUAUCAGCUUUUGCUUCAUAUUUGAAAGGUGAUGAGGAACCUACAGAAGACGAGAUCGACGCUUCUGCCAAAGCUAUUGAUUGCGUCAGAUCCAGUAAUAUCCCUUCUUCCAUCUUUGGUAAUGAGAAAAAUAUUACUGAGGAACUGAUUAGAAUGUUACUCAAUUCUAUAAAAUUAAAAAAGACACCAGAAAAUUCAAGAUUCUUUGAACCGGAAAUGUUAUUCAUCGUCGAGUUAUGUGUGGCCUUAUUCCUAUUCUGCAAAGAUAAAAAGACACUUGGCAGCCAUAUUCUUCACAAAAUCAGCGAAAUAUCCAAGGUUUCAGGUCUAUCCAAGAGAUGCAUACGUCGUUUGAUGGCUUAUAAUCUACUUCUAAUAUCCGUCGUCGAUGAACAACAAGAUAUGCUUCACAAAUUGAUAAACGACGAACUUCUUAAGAAGAACGAAGUCUUUACUCAAAAGUAUUUCGCCAGUGAACAUGGAUGUGAAGUUUUGAGGCGUCUACUUGCGUUAACAGACAUAGAUAAUUAUCGUAAUACCAUUCUACAAGAUGAAGGUUUUUGGAAGCUGUUAAGGCUCUUAGCGUCCAUGAAAGAGCAUACGGCAACGAUUUACAAUUAUUUGGAACGUUCUCUCUACGCCACGAAUAACAUUUUAGCCAAUGAAAACUUUAUGUGGAUCUUAGGUUUACUAGAUGAGAUUUCUUCGCUGGGUGCUGUGGGUAGCCAAUGGGAACGUGAGUAUCAGCGUCUAUUGAAAACAGGACACAAGGUGGAUGACAAGAACCCACACCAGCCCUUAAUAGAUCUUUCUUUGAAGUCAAUCAAGUUGACUAGUCAAAUCGUGGAAAAAAAAUUGGCAUCAAUUCACCUCUCUAAAAAUGAAACUAUUGCAUUGAUACAAGCAUUGGCGCAUCAGUGUUUGAACCCUUGUUCACAAAUAAGAUCGUUCUCACUAGAAUGUUUGGAAAAUGUUCUAAUCAAGCUCGAUCUGCCGUCAGCAGAAAUCAGCAACCUGGAGGAGCUCAUAGAAGGCGGGCUUCUGCCUUUGUUGGAUACAAUGAAUUCCAAAGAGGGAUCAACUGUACCAGUUUCUGAGAUAUUGGCGGUAAUUUCUAAAAUCUACCUAUAUCGUUUGAAACAGGGAAUUACUACUGAUGAGACCUUCUUAAAAAUUUUAAACAUAUACAACAGGUAUGUGGAGGUUCCAGAAGUCGAGAAACAGUUGCAACAUUUGAUUACCGACAAAAAGGCUAUAGAAAAGCCUACCUCUUCGGCUGCCCAUGAAGAUGAAUCGUCCAAUAAUGAUUCUCAUCAGGCUCCUGCAGAAGUACCACAAUCUGCUGUACCUGAAAGUGAAUCUUCAAAGGAUGAUCCUCAACAAGCUCCUGCAGAAACACCUUCAUCAGCAACACCCCCUGCCACUGCUUUGGUUGCAGAAACUUCCCAAAUUUCCAACGGUGAAUCUGCCAAGGAGCAAAUCACUGAGCAAGUCAACUAA
This is a messenger RNA of Zygosaccharomyces rouxii, 4581 nucleotides long. RefSeq names its product Arf family guanine nucleotide exchange factor GEA2 (gene GEA2). The record is from RefSeq and is a predicted model, not a curated record. Bases 1 to 4581 code for a protein of 1526 amino acids. NCBI's taxonomy places the organism in Eukaryota, Fungi, Ascomycota, Saccharomycetes, Saccharomycetales, Saccharomycetaceae. The transcript has a single exon. Gene Ontology annotation, molecular function: guanyl-nucleotide exchange factor activity. Gene Ontology annotation, biological process: regulation of ARF protein signal transduction.